Pistacia vera is the source of this 1266-nucleotide messenger RNA. RefSeq names its product galactinol synthase 2-like. The record is from RefSeq and is a predicted model, not a curated record. The coding region runs from base 76 to 1101 and encodes 341 amino acids. Lineage: Eukaryota; Viridiplantae; Streptophyta; Magnoliopsida; Sapindales; Anacardiaceae. The transcript has 4 exons. Gene Ontology annotation, molecular function: glycosyltransferase activity.
CAUAUUUCAUCAUUCAGCACAACAAACAAUCUUGUUCUUCGCUCUUUUAGUUUCUUCUCUUUUAUAGAUUUAAUCAUGUCUCCUACUGAGAUAACCACCAACAACACUACCUCUCCCACCACAGAGUCGACAGAGAUGCCGAAGAAGAGGGCUUAUGUUACGUUCUUGGCCGGCAAUGGAGAUUAUGUGAAAGGUGUGGUGGGUUUAGCCAAGGGUUUAAGAAAGGCUAACUCUGCCUACCCUCUUGUUGUUGCUAUUUUGCCUGAUGUUCCAGAGGAUCACCGCCAAAUCCUCGAGUCUCAGGGCUGUAUUGUUCGUGAGAUUGAGCCGGUUUAUCCUCCUGAGAACCAGACUCGAUUCGCCAUGGCUUACUAUGUCAUCAACUACUCUAAACUUCGCAUUUGGGAGUUUGUGGAGUAUGAGAAGAUGAUAUAUUUGGACGGUGACAUACAAGUUUUUGACAAUAUUGAUCACCUUUUUGAUGCACCGGACGGCCACUUUUAUGCUGUUAUGGACUGUUUCUGUGAGAAGACAUGGAGUGAUUCAGCUCAGUACAAGAUCGGUUACUGCCAGCAGUGCCCGGAGAAGGUCCAGUGGCCAGCGGAGAUGGGCUCCCCUCCUCCUCUCUACUUCAAUGCCGGCAUGUUUGUGUUUGAGCCUCAUCUUUUGACUUACUUUGACCUCCUGGAUACCGUCAAAGUCACUCCUCCGACUUCAUUUGCUGAGCAGGACUUUCUUAACAUGUACUUCAGGGAAAUCUACAAGCCAAUCCCUCCAAUUUACAACCUUGUUCUGGCUAUGCUAUGGCGCCACCCUGAGAAUGUAGACACUAUAGACAAAUUGAAAGUCGUCCACUAUUGUGCUGCAGGAUCGAAGCCAUGGAGGUUCACAGGAAAAGAAGAGAACAUGGGCAGGGAAGACAUAAAAAUACUUGUGCAAAAAUGGUGGGAUAUUUACGAGGAUGAGUCUCUUGAUUACAAGAACAUUAAUAGCAGUGCCAUGGCCAACAAUGAAAAGCUUGGAAGCUUGUUGAUGGAAGCCCUGAAGAAGGAUGAAGAAGAGGAUGUGGUUCACCAUAGGAACGCACCAUCAGCAGCAUAAUUUAUAUAUUUAGCAACCAAUAUUAUAAUAUGAUAUAUAUAGCUAAUAUACUAUACAUAAAUAUGUUAUGUUAUGUUAUAAAUGCGCAGUACUUAAUUUCCAAGUUUAUAAGCUGUAAUAUUGGAAAUGAAAUGAAUAAAAUUAAGUGGCAAUAUUUGGUUUUCA